AUGCUCCGGCCGAGGUCGCCCUGGGGCAACCUGGCGGGGUCUCUCUUCGUUGUGGCCAUCAUCUUUGGCUAUGGCAACGUCUUUGCUGCCGACCCCUACAAAUCCGAGGUCAUCGCCUUUGCCACGAAGAAACAACUCACCCCGGACUUCCAUCAGAUUUUCCUCCGCGGGAUCGGCUGCAACUGGCUGGUCUGUCUGGCUUGCUUCCUCGGCGUCCAGGGCCGCGAUCUCGCCUCCAAGGUGGUAGGCAUCUGGUUCCCGACCUUUGCCUUCGUGUCGCUGGGCUUUGACCACCUCGUCGCCAAUAUGACCUUCAUCCCCCUGGCGAUCUGGCUGGGGGCGCCCAAGAUCACGGUAGCGCUGUACAUCUGGAAGGGGAUCAUUCCCACGCUGCUGGGGAAUAUCAUUGGAGGUGGAUUGUUUGUCGCGACAUACUACUGGUACAUGUACCUCGUGAGCGGAGAGAUGGCCACUCUCACGGGGAUGCGCCAGUCAGCCACGACGACGCCUCGUUCACUGGAUAUCGAGGCCAUGGCUGCUGAGAAGCAGAACUAA
Messenger RNA from Aspergillus fumigatus Af293, 555 nucleotides. Its product is annotated as putative formate/nitrite transporter family protein. Gene Ontology annotation, biological process: transmembrane transport; nitrite transport. Gene Ontology annotation, molecular function: high-affinity secondary active nitrite transmembrane transporter activity. The transcript is spliced from 3 exons. Gene Ontology annotation, cellular component: membrane. The record is from RefSeq and is a predicted model, not a curated record. The coding region runs from base 1 to 555 and encodes 184 amino acids. NCBI's taxonomy places the organism in Eukaryota, Fungi, Ascomycota, Eurotiomycetes, Eurotiales, Aspergillaceae.